UGCAUAUUUGUCAAUGGCGGUGAAUGCGUCACAAUGUGAAACAUCAAGCGCAAUGAAAUUUUCUAAAGUGAUGAGAAUUUUCGGCUAUACCGCUUCUAAAUUGGCGGCAAUUCCUAUGUUACUUUAUGAUGCUAUGAAAUCAUGGAAAUGCAAUGAACAAGAUAUAUUGUUCUGGGAUGACUUAUCUUUAAUGGAUUAUGCAGUAUGUGACAGCAGCGGGUUAGCAUGUGACAGUGUUUUUGCUGGCGAGAUCGAUGCAAGAACUUUCCUUGGAAUUGUUUGCCUUGUUUUGCUGGAGAUGGCAUACAUUUGGCUGAUGUACAAGGAAUUUAAAAGUCCCCCGCCCAUCGAAAAACAACCUAAUCAUGCUGAUGAGGCAAGCAGCAGCGGGGUAACCGUGGAGUGGAUUGAAGGCAACCCCCACUCCCGAGCAAGUACUAGUGAAUACAUCACUAUCGACCUGUAAAAACCACUGGAUAGAAAUGUUAAUUCGAUAUCAUGAAGAUGUAUAUGUAACGUAAUGUAAAUACAACAUCAAAUAAAGAAUUCAAAAUCAA
Messenger RNA from Ostrea edulis (European flat oyster), 557 nucleotides. RefSeq lists its product as uncharacterized. The record is from RefSeq and is a predicted model, not a curated record. The coding region runs from base 14 to 466 and encodes 150 amino acids. The transcript is spliced from 4 exons. Lineage: Eukaryota; Metazoa; Mollusca; Bivalvia; Ostreida; Ostreidae.